This is a messenger RNA of Stylonychia lemnae, 1881 nucleotides long. NCBI's taxonomy places the organism in Eukaryota, Ciliophora, Spirotrichea, Sporadotrichida, Oxytrichidae. The record is from the annotation of a GenBank genome assembly.
AUGGUUGAGUAAACUAAUUAAAACUUUUCAACAUUAUCUAAUUCAUACAAUCCAAAAUUAGAGUUUGUAAAUACUGCUUACAACUCAUUCGAGAUUGAUGAAAAUAUCGGAAAUAAAGUUAGACAGGUUCCAGGUUAUGUCUACUCAAAAGUUACACCAACACCUUUGCUCAAUCCUAGAAUAGGAUCUUUAAGUUAGAGAUGCUUAGAAAUACUUGGCUUAGACUAUGAUAAGAUCUAUUAAAAUUAAGAGACUAAUGAUAGAUUUGCAGAGUUGCUUUGCGGUAAUGAGCUUUUUGAAGGAAGCAUACCAAUUUCGCAUAAUUAUUGUGGUCACUAAUUCGGGGUAUUUGCAGGAUAACUUGGCGAUGGAAGAGCAAUAUCACUUGGAGAUAUAAAGAAUGCUAAAAAAUAAACUUGGGAAUUAUAGUUUAAGGGAGCAGGGAAGACACCUUAUUCUAGAACUGCAGAUGGCAGAGCUGUCUUAAGAUCAUCAAUCAGGGAAUUUUUAUGCUCUGAAGCUUUUGUAUAUCUUGGCAUUCCAACAUCAAGAGCAGCUUCAUUAAUAGUAAGUGACACCAAAGUGCAGAGAGACCCUAUUUACUCUGGCAAUGUAAUUUUGGAGAAAUGUGCAGUGGUAAUGAGAGUGGCACCCUCUUUCUUCAGAUUUGGAAGCUUUGAAAUAUUUAAAAAAUAAGACAAAUAUUCUGGAAUGGAAGGGCCUUCUCACGGAAUGGAAAAUGAGCUAAUGCCAUAGAUGCUAGAAUUUCUUUUUAAGAACUAUUUUCCAGAAAUUUACUACAAAGUACCUUCUUUGAAAGAUUAAGUUGAAUUGUAUAUUUAAGAAAUUACCAAGAGAACUGCAGAGCUAGUAGCUCACUGGUAAACCAUAGGUUAUGUUCACGGUGUUUUAAAUACUGAUAAUAUGAGUGCUUUAGGAUUGACUAUUGAUUACGGGCCUUAUGGAUUCAUAGAGCAUUUCAAUCCAAAGUUUAUUCCAAACUACAGUGAUAAAGAAGGUCGAUAUUCAUAUGAAAACUAGCCAUCUAUUUGCAAAUGGAAUUUAAAUAAAUUGGCUGAAGCUCUUCACCCUAUCAUAGAUAUGAGUGAAACAAAGAAAUAUAUAGAUGAUAACUUCGAUGCUUUAUACUCUGCUAAGUAUCUUGAUAAUAUGGGAAGGAAAUUAGGGUUUGUAUUAAAUGAGUUGAAAGACAAGAAAAGCUUAGAAGAUUUGGAAUAUGAGUGCAUCAAGUCUAUAUUUGAUGUGAUGAAAUAAACUAGUUCAGAUUUCACAAACACAUUUAGAGUGCUUUCAAAAGUUUCUAGGGUAUAAGAACUAAAUGAUUCUGAUAAAUAAGUAAUUGAAGAUCUUGUUAAGUAUUCAGCUCCUAUCGAACAUGUAAGAGCUCAACGAAAGCCUAAAUACUCAGCUGGAGCUAUUGUUAGAAUUAAAUAAUUACUCGAUUCAAAUCCAAAUGCUCUAUAUAUGUUCGGAAUUGAUCCAGAAGAAGCUAGAAAAGAGAUUGAUGAAAUUGAAAACUAAAGUAAACAACCUUAAUAAUCUUAAUAAGAGCAACUAGAUCAAAAUAGGGAGCUUUGGACGAAGUGGGUGCUGUUUUAUAAAUAAGCAUUGUCCAAUAUGGAUGCUUCAAUUUCUGAUGAGAUUAGAAAGAAAUCUAUGGAUUCCCAUAAUCCCAAAUUUAUUUUGAGAAAUUACUUAAUGGAAGAAGCAAUCAGACUUGCUGAGAAUGAUGAUUUCUCAAGAGUAGACGAGUUACUUAAAAUGGCUUAUGAUCCUUAUAAUGAGCAAAAUGUCUCAGACAUUAGUACAUAACCUCCACCUUCAUGGGCAUAUGACCUUUGUGUUAGCUGCUCCAGUUGA